CAUUUAUUUCAGGAUAUGUGUUUAGCAAUAGUCGUAUUACUACAAAAAUAUCACUCGCAAUUUGGAGUAUAGCAUUUAGUAGAUUGAUAGAACAUAUGGGCCAUAAAGAACCUGAAAAGAUAAAUACUUUAAUUUCACUUCAUUUAAAUUGGGGCUUAAAAACACAACAUAAAUACAUAAGAAAAAAGAUUCAAAGAAACUUUGAAAAAAUACUACAACUAUUACAACUAUUAAAAUCAUCUUUAGCGCAAAAUAGCAUAAAAAAAGUAAAAAACAUAAAGGAUCAGAUAAAAUGUAAUAUAUUACAAACGAAAAUAGAAAUAAUUGAAAAGAAUAUAAAUGAAGUAUUAGAGAUUGUAAACGAAUCAACAGAGGAUCAGAUAAAAACAGAUAAUGGCAUAUUUCAAAUAAGUGAGUUUAUUAAUGAAGUAUUAAGGAUUGUAAACGAAUCAAUAGAGGAUCAGAUAAAAAUAG
Messenger RNA from Racocetra persica, 474 nucleotides. Lineage: Eukaryota; Fungi; Glomeromycota; Glomeromycetes; Diversisporales; Gigasporaceae. The record is from the annotation of a GenBank genome assembly.